AUGGCAGCGGUAGACGACGACGGAACAGCUCCAUCCUUUUCGGAGCCGUUGGAUCUUGUCCGACUGUCGCUCGAUGAAGUUGUGUUUGUGAAGCUGCGGGGAGAUCGCGAGCUCAAGGGCCGGCUUCAUGCCUACGACAGUCACUGCAACAUCGUCCUCGGCGACGUGGAGGAGACAAUCUACAUCAUUGAAGAAGAUGAAGCCGGAGAGGAGACCGUAAAGACAAUCAAGAAACAGGAAGAAAUGCUGUUCGUCAGAGACGUCAUGACUCACGGAGGACAACACAAGCUACCGGUGGAGGAGCGGCGCAAAUGGGAGAAGUCCCUGAGCGAGUUUGCGGAAUAUGUCGAGAAGCAGCAGGAGAGGCGGUAUAUACGUGGUCAGAACCGUGACGGCUCCGUGGCUCCGAGUGACAGCGGCUAUUCCACUGCAACCAUCACAGCAACAGACGAUCAUUCAGAGCUGGACAUCCUCGACCAGCUCGGCCUAUCAGACCAUCCAACCAGCGUUCAGCUAAAGGACCUGCUCUUGGACGACUCUCCAGAUGCAGAUAAUACGAUCUCCCAGAUAAGGAAGGUCGUGAAGGGGCGGCUGGAUGAAGGCCAGGGCGAGACUAUAUUUGACCUUGGACAGGAAGAUAAUGGCGACUGGAUGGGCUUCGACAAGGAGCAGUGGGAGUUCGCCUUGGACCGUCUACGGCAAGCUGCUCAUCAGAUUAAAGCGGACUGCCGGGUCCUGCUGACAUAUAAUGUUGGCGGCCCCGAGGAGGCAGAGACCAAGAGUGAUCGCAUAAAAACCGCGUACGGGAAGAUUUUGAUACGCCGGGCACCUGAGACGGUGGAGAACGUCAUCGAAACCAGGAUAGCGGUGGUUGGCAAUGUCGACGCCGGAAAAAGUACCCUUCUAGGUGUUCUAGUCAAGGGGAAGCUUGAUGACGGACGUGGUAGAGCUCGAGUGAAUCUGUUCCGCCACAAGCACGAAAUCGAGACCGGAAGAACCAGUUCUGUCGGUAUGGAGAUUAUGGGAUUUGAUACCCAUGGUAACGUUGUUGGUAACGGACAAGUGCGCAAGCAGACUUGGGAGGAAAUUGGGAGGCAGUCUGCUAAAGUAAUUUCCUUCACUGAUCUUGCAGGACACGAACGUUACCUCCGCACUACGGUCUUUGGAAUGCUGAGCAGCAGCCCAAAUUACUGUCUACUGAUGGUAGCCGCCAAUAAUGGACUCAUUGGCAUGAGCAAGGAGCAUCUGGGAAUUGCCCUCUCACUUAACGUUCCGGUCAUGGUGGUUAUCACGAAAAUUGAUAUCUGCCCUCCUCAGAUUCUGCAGCAGACCAUCAAGCAGUUGACCGGUAUUUUGAAAUCUCCCGGUGCUCAUAAGAUCCCCAUUUUCAUCAAGUCGCGAGAGGAUACUGUCAAUACGGCUACACAGUUCGUCAACCAUAGGAUAUGUCCUAUAUUCCAAGUUUCUAACGUGACGGGGGAGUGCCUUGACCUGGUACGGAUAUUUUUGAAUAUGCUUCCACAUCACGGUCGAUAUGACUCCGGUGCUCCUCUGGAAUUCCUGGUGAAUGACACCUUCUCCGUUCCAUUUGUGGGGACAGUUGUAUCCGGUGUCGUGAAAGCCGGAGCCGUUCAUACGGGCGAUUCGGUGCUCGUUGGCCCUGACUCCCUCGGUCAGUUCAAGGGCACCGUCAUCAAGUCUAUUGAGCGCAAGCGAAUCCAUGUGCACGCUUGUUCAGCCGGACAAUCUGCAUCCUUCGCUCUGAAGGGUGUUCGUAGGAAGGAUGUGAGGAAAGGAAUGGUUGUCUUGCCUAAACUUGACCGUCCUCCAAAAGUCUACCGUGAAUUCGUGGCCGAAGUUCUGAUCCUUUCACAUGCCACCACCAUCAAGCCCAAGUAUCAAGCGAUGCUGCACGUAGGCGCUGUAAGCCAGACCUGUUCCAUCAUCGACAUUGACCGUGACUUCAUCAGAACCGGUGACCGCGCUCUCGUUGCGUUCCGCUUCAUCCAACGGCCCGAAUUCCUUUCCGUGGGAGACCGAAUUCUCUUCCGUGAGGGAAGAACUAAAGGCCUUGGAAUUGUUAAGGAAGUCUGUUAUGACCCCAAGGUUCCCCUGAAUCCAGAGAAGAGGACACCCUCGACUGAACAGGGGAAGGCUAACUAA
Molecule: messenger RNA, 2163 nt
Organism: Arthroderma uncinatum
Lineage: Eukaryota; Fungi; Ascomycota; Eurotiomycetes; Onygenales; Arthrodermataceae
Exons: 6
Coding region: 1-2163 (720 amino acids)
Biological process (GO): translational elongation; mRNA splicing, via spliceosome
Molecular function (GO): GTP binding; RNA binding; translation elongation factor activity
Source: RefSeq, a predicted model, not a curated record